Molecule: messenger RNA, 2731 nt
Organism: Salarias fasciatus (jewelled blenny)
Lineage: Eukaryota; Metazoa; Chordata; Actinopteri; Blenniiformes; Blenniidae
Product: zinc finger protein 436-like
Exons: 4
Coding region: 467-2587 (706 amino acids)
Biological process (GO): regulation of immune system process; negative regulation of transcription by RNA polymerase II; regulation of cytokine production
Cellular component (GO): nucleoplasm
Molecular function (GO): DNA-binding transcription repressor activity, RNA polymerase II-specific; RNA polymerase II cis-regulatory region sequence-specific DNA binding
Source: RefSeq, a predicted model, not a curated record
UGCACACUGCAGUAGGGAGACGGCCAGCUGUCUCCCUACUGUUAGCUAACAACAGUGAAAGGAAAAAGGCUGAGAAAAUAAGUAAAAUCUACCCUUCUACAAAUUGAUUUAGUGCAUUCUUUAAAGCGUACAGUCUUCAUGUGACCUCUGGGUGUACAUGAUGACAGAAAACGAAUUUGUGAAUGAAAAGUAACUUACUUUUGUCCGGACAACGGCCUUUUGUUGAACCCGGAGCAUCUUGAGGUCCUGCACUCAUCCAUCAGUAAACUGCACCCGGGCUUGCUGAAGGGAUCUGAAGUUGCUGAACUCUUCGUGUGUGUACGCACUGACACCCAAAAUCAUAGAAUUAUAGAUGUGUGCGUGCUGAAAGUACGCUGAACGCUUUUUAAGUUGCUUCGCUAAACGUCUGUCGCUGUUGUUACUGCUGUAGGCCGCUGCAUGCUUGACCAAUGACCUCUGGCCAACCAUGAGGUUUUAUCAUUACUGUAAGUCACUGAAAUGCACUUUUAUUUGUACAGGAGCAGCAUCUGACGACUUUGACCAUCCGAGCUUCGUCCCGUGUAUCUUCCCCAACGUAACCCAGUCCAGCAAAAAUGCAAAGUCAGAAGGAUGUAAGAGAAAAAUACAAAGGACUGAAACCCACCACAAAAAAAGAAAACCCGCAGCCCUGUAUGAUACGGCCCCAUCGCUGAGGAUGCCUGCGGAGUCUGUAACCAAACCUGCUCCCAGCACCUUGGAAUCUUCUGCUCACGGACAAGUCUACCAGAGUGACGGACAGCAGCUCUCUGUCAUGGAGGAUCCUGACUGUCCUCACCAGCAGGUUGUCGUACUUGGGGACUGGAAUGAAGUUUCCCAAACAUCUCAGACCUCCAAGAGUGAAGUCUUUGUAUUGAAAAAGACGUUUUUUAUGAGGAGCAGUUUUGGAAGCCUGAAAAUGAACUCCAAUCUGGACCUGAAGGAACCACGUCGUCCUCAGAUCAAAGUGGAGGAGGAAGGACCACAUCCUCCUUGGAUCAAGGUGGAGGUGAAAGAAGAGGUGGAACCACAUUAUUCUUGGAUCAAGGUGGAAGAGGAAGGGGAGGAACCACAUCUUCCUCAGAUCAAGGUGGAAGAGGAAGAGGAGCCACAUCCUUCUUGGAUCCAGGUGGAGGUGAAACAAGAGAAGGAAGCACAUUCUUCUUGGCUCAAGGUGGAACAAGAGGAACCACAGCCUCUUCAUAUCAAAGUGGAGGAAGAGCCACAUUCUCCUUUGUUCAAAGAGGAAGAGGAGGAACCACAUCCUCCUCUGUUGAAAGAGGAAGAGGAGGAAGCACAUCCUCCUCUGUUGAAAGAGGAAGAGGAGGAAGCACAACCUCCUUUGUUGACAGAGGAAGAGGAGGAAGCACAACCUCCUUUCUUCAAAGAGGAAGAGGAGGAACCACAUCCCCCUCAGACGGAAGUGGAGGAAGAGCACCCACUUUCUCCUCCGAAUGAAGAGGAAGAAGAGGAACUGAAUCCUUCUCCGAUGGAAGAGCAGGAGAAAAUCGACACCUGUGAGAACAGGAAGCAGGAGACUGACGCCUCUCUUCAAAAUGUGACUGAUGGGAAAAUGGACCAGAGUAACUCGAAACCAGAUGAAGAGCUUCACCUUGGUAACCCUGUGCCGGCUGUGAGUCACGACCAUCAACAAACCUGUGAAGAUUCAGGGUCACAACGAAAUGAAGACCCUACAUUAAAAAAUGGAGUUCAAACAGAUGAGAAGAACAGUUAUUGUGACGUGAGUGAUAAACAUUUCAGAAGCAGUCAGAGUUUAAUAAAACACAGGAGAAUUCACUCAGGUGAGAAGCCAUAUUUCUGUAAAACUUGUGGGAAACGAUUCAAGGGCAAAAGUAAUUUGAGACAGCACAAGGCAGUUCACACAGCUGAGAAGCCCGAUCCUUGUAGAUUAUGUGGGAAAAGCUUGAGUUCUAAUGACGAUCUGACUGAUCACAUGAAGACUCACGCGAGUGAGAGGUCAUAUUCCUGUGAAACAUGCGGGAAAUGCUUCCGUCGCCGUAACAAUUUGACUCUCCACAUGAAGACUCACAAAAGUCAGAAGCAUCACUCCUGUAAAAAAUGUGGGAAAUGUUUCCGUCACAAUUAUGAACUGACUGAUCACAUGAGGACUCACACAGGCGAGGGGCCGUAUUCCUGUGAAACAUGUGGGAAGUGUUUCAGCCACCCUAGCAAUUUGGCUAUCCACUUGAGAUCCCACACAGGUGAGAAGCCUUUUGCUUGUAAAACAUGCGGGAAAGGUUUUGGUUACAGGAGUCAUUUGGAUGACCACAUGAGGUCUCACACUGGUGAGAAGCCUUAUUCUUGUGAAGCAUGUGGGAAAAGUUUUUGCCACAAAAACCAUCUGGCUGUUCAUAUGAGGGCUCACACAGGUGAGAAGCCUUUUUCUUGUGAAUCGUGUGGGCAGACAUUUGGCUACAAAAGUCAUUUGAACGUCCACAUGCGGGUUCACACAGGUGAGAAGCCGUAUUCCUGUAAGACAUGUGGGAAAGGUUUUAUUCGUAACUCUCAUCUGACCAGCCACAUGAGAACUCACACAGGUGGGAAGUCGUAGUUUACAGACAUCUGCAACAGUUAUGUUGGACGACAAACCACUUUCAUGUCUCACACACGUGAAUUCUCAUUCAAAAAAAAAAAAAAAAAAAACUGGACCAAGACAUUGUCUAUGAAGAACGCAAUGUUUAAAGGGAGUGUUCUU